Messenger RNA from Trifolium pratense (red clover), 958 nucleotides. Its product is annotated as mediator of RNA polymerase II transcription subunit 7a-like. Gene Ontology annotation, biological process: regulation of transcription by RNA polymerase II. The record is from RefSeq and is a predicted model, not a curated record. Gene Ontology annotation, cellular component: core mediator complex; mediator complex. The transcript is spliced from 6 exons. Gene Ontology annotation, molecular function: transcription coregulator activity. The coding region runs from base 223 to 729 and encodes 168 amino acids. Lineage: Eukaryota; Viridiplantae; Streptophyta; Magnoliopsida; Fabales; Fabaceae.
GGCUACCAGUAUAUAUGCAACAAACAAAGAGGGAGAGUUUCUAAUAUUCUUGCUCUGUCGAUUUCACCACCGCGCUUCCGUUAUUCUCCGCCAUCGCCCUCUCGCAGAAGCUGGCAGCUAACCACUACAUAACUCCGUCACCUGGUUAGCCGCACGCAUCACAAUCUGGAAGUUGAGAUGCAUGUAUGAUCAUUGAAGGUUUUUGAUUAGAAGAUUUUUGUUAUGGCAACGGCAACAUACCCACCACCCCCACCUUUUUACAGGCUUUACAAAGAUUACACGCAAGACCCUCAGUCUGCUCCAGAGCCUCCACCACCAAUUGAGGGAACUUAUAUUUGUUUUGGAGGCAGUUACACUACCAGUGAUGUUCUACCAAGCUUGGAAGAACAAGGGGUGCGCCAACUCUAUUCUAAAGGACCUAAUAUUGAUUUCAAGAAGGAGCUGAGAUCACUUAAUGGAGAACUGCAGCUACACAUUUUGGAGCUUGCUGAUAUUCUUAUUGAGAGACCAUCACAAUAUGCAAGGAGAGUCGAAGAAAUUUCAACCGUGUUCAAAAAUUUACAUCACCUUUUAAAUUCACUGCGUCCUCAUCAGGCGAGAGCAACUUUGAUUCACAUUUUGGAACUUCAGAUACAGCGCCGUAAACAAGCUGUGGAGGACAUAAAAAGGAGGAGAGAAGAAGCUCGAAGACUCCUUAACGAGUCGCUGGCAACACUUGGUGGCCAGUAAAGCAUUGCUUAUCUUAUAUUUCUGAGCAACUCAAUCUUAUAUGAGAAAUGAAUUUCGACCAAUAGAUUUGAUCGAAAGAUUAUAGCGCUUUAAGUUACGGAGAAAUACUGUUUUACAGCGUGCGCAAGAUAUUGUAAGUUUAUAAUAACUAUUUGUGAUGGUAUAUGGUGUAUGAACUUUUGAUGAAUAUACUUUACUUCUGGGAUAAACUUUUGAAUUGUUGUGCAAA